Messenger RNA from Aspergillus vadensis CBS 113365, 1053 nucleotides. Its product is annotated as alpha-ketoglutarate-dependent dioxygenase AlkB family protein. The coding region runs from base 1 to 1053 and encodes 350 amino acids. Lineage: Eukaryota; Fungi; Ascomycota; Eurotiomycetes; Eurotiales; Aspergillaceae. Gene Ontology annotation, biological process: DNA repair. The record is from RefSeq and is a predicted model, not a curated record. The transcript has 2 exons.
AUGUCCAAACGCAUCAGCACCUUCUUCCAACCUCUUCCAUCGAAGAAACUCAAACCGGAUGCAACCACGACAGCAGAAUCAUCAUCAUCAAUAACAACAACAGUCCCACCAAAACCAUCCACAUACACCCAUCACCCAAGCUAUCCCAUCCCGAUCCGCGACCCGCCCAGCACCAUCGCCACGCCUCUCCUCUCUAAUCCAGCACCUCGACCCCCCAAAUCCAUAACCAACCACCCGCACCUGGAUCUCCUCUACUUCCAACCCUUCCUCCCCGCCCCACUGGCCCGAGACCUAUUCGAGUUCCUGCGGAAUGAACUCCCCUUCUACCGCGUCCGGUACAAUAUCCGGCGCGGCGGGACAGAAACAUCCAUCAACACGCCAAGAUACACGACUGUGUUCGGGGUAGAUGAUACAUCGACAUUCACUAUUGCAAACUCAGAUUCUCAACUACCACCAGCCAACUCACCAAUAUUGGUCGACAGUAAAACCCGCACCGAAACCAUAUCCAGAUACCGAUGCAGGCCUCGACCCAUCCCGCCGUGUCUGGACAUUCUGCGCCAAGCAGUGGAGAAGGCCACGGACGAUGGGACAAGAUAUAAUUUCGUCCUGGUGAAUUACUACGCCACAGGGGACGAUAGUAUCUCGUACCAUUCGGAUGAUGAGCGGUUUCUAGGCCAGAAUCCUACUAUUGCGUCCUUAUCGCUUGGCGCGGGGAGAGAUUUCCUGUUGAAGCAUAAACCAGGUGGUGGUGGUGGUGGUACUACUGAUGCUGAUCGCGCGAUUGCAAAUGCAGCUGCGAAACCGCUCAAGUUUCCCCUCAAGUCCGGCGAUAUGCUAAUUAUGAGGGGCGAGACUCAGGCAAAUUGGUUGCACAGUGUGCCUAAGCGCAAGGGGUUGCAGGGAAGUGCUGGUGCUUUGGGCCGGAUCAAUAUCACGUUUCGGAGGGCGGUGGUGCCUGGCGGCACGGAGAAUUAUUAUCGAUAUAAUGUGGGGGAUGGAGGGGUGUAUCGCUGGAAGGAUGAGGAGGGGAAGAUGGUGGCUACUACUGAAUAG